CCGACAGCUUUAGGGGCACAUGUGAGUAGGGUCGCAGCCCCUCUCGAAGGGUCUUGGGAGGGUCCCGGGCGGCUGCCAGAGGCAGGCGGAAAGCGGACGGGGUUUAUCUGUCCUGCUGGGGAUGGGCGACUCUGGCACGGGAAAGCUCUGUGAGCUACAGAGUGAUAUCCGUGAGGGACUGACAGCUGCGUCUCCUUACCCUGCGAUCUGUCCUUCAGACACUCAACAGUCACUCAGCUGUGCUUUUUUGCUCUUCUAUGACACUUUAAGGCUACCUUUAUUUGCUAGACAGGCAUCAGCGUCUGAUCUUCCCCUGUGCCAGGAGCUGCAGAAAUCGAUUCCUGCUGUUUACUAUUGAAAGAGACUGGAGGUCAGCUGAUUUUCCAGGCUCAUCAGGUUUCCUCCUCCUCUCCAAGAAAGGUUCUGUCUUUGUGGUACGUUGGCAGAAGAAGAGCAACUGUCUUGAGAGAUGGGAAACGCAUCCAAUGCCUCGGUGUUCAUCUCCACCUUAUCGGAGAGAGAAGAUCUGAUUUUUGGCACGCUCUAUUUAGUCUUUGGCAUUGUGUCUCUUUCUGGGAACUCGCUGCUCCUGCUGGUGGCCUAUCGGAAGAGGUCUGUGCUCAAGCCUGCCGAGUUCUUCAUCGUCAACCUGGCCAUCAGUGACCUGAGCAUGACAGUGACGCUCUUCCCUUUAGCCACCUCCUCCUUCUUUGCACACAGGUGGCUGUUCAACCAUGCGGUGUGCACCCUCUACGCCUUCUGCGGGGUCUUGUUUGGGCUGUGCAGCCUCACCAGCCUGACGGUUCUCAGCACGGUUUGCUGCCUGAAGGUCUGUUACCCAGCAUAUGGCAACAAGUUCUCCCCCUGCCACGCUGGAGUGCUGCUGCUGUGCGUCUGGGCGUACGCUCUGAUGUUUGCCACGGCCCCCCUGGCCGAGUGGGGCAGCUACGGCCCCGAGCCCUACGGGACAGCCUGCUGCAUCACUUGGAAAGCCUCCAGCAGGGAGGCCACGCUCUACAUCCUCGCCCUCUUCAUCUUCUGCUACCUUCUCCCCUGCCUCCUCAUCCUCGUCUCCUACUCGCUGAUCCUCUGGACGGUGCAGGUGUCGCAGAGAGCCGUCAGGCAGCACACGUCCCCCCAGCGCAGAGCCCGCAGCGUGCACAGCCUGGUCGUGAAGCUGAGCAUUGCUGUGUGCCUGGGAUUCCUGGCUGCCUGGACCCCUUAUGCCAUCGUCGCCCUGUGGGCAGUCCUCGGUGAUGCCAGCCAGGUGCCAGCACUGGCCUUCGUGCUGUCAUCUGUCUUUGCCAAGUCCUCGACACUCUACAACCCCCUGGUGUACCUGCUUUUCAAGCCCAACUUCCAUAAGUUCCUCUCCAAAGAUGUGGUUCUCCUCCAGGCCAUUCGCACCCUUCUCUGCGGCGGUUGCCCAAGUGCCACGCUCCAGCCGUUCCCAUCCCCAGGCUUCGCUGAGCCCCCUGGGGUUUGCAGAAACUGCAAUGACACCUUUGAGUGUUUCAGUAACUACCCCAAGUGCCACAAACUCCCGCAGGUGCCGGGCAGCCCACCCCGGCACGCUCCCUUGGCUAUCCUGGCCGACGGAGCUGCUUGCCAGCCAGGCUUGAAGAGGACGGUGCAGGUGAUGGUGCUCGUCACUCGGAAGAGGUCAGGCCUGGGUGCUGCCAAUGUGGUGGGGGAAGCUCUGCCAUCAGAUAUUGUGAAAGACCUUCUCUGAGCUCAGCCGUGCCUCGACGCCUCCUACCAGCGCACCGGAAGGCAAAUCCAAGCGCAAGUUUUCUCUCACCUACAUAUCUGAUGGGUUCUCAGCAUAUUCUACCGAUGAAGGGACACAGAAAUUUGAGACCAGCCUUGCCUCUGCCUCUGGUUUGGCUCUUGCAACUCUGAGCCUUUGCACUUGCCAAGAAAACAAAAAUUGAUGCCAGUGCCUGAAGUCUGCCCAGGGUGCAAGUCCAGGGUGCAGCUUCUCCUGCCGCUUGCUCUCUGGGCCUUUGGCCUUGUUUUUUCCAUCUUGGUGCUUUGAUGACCGAGCAGGAACUUGGUUAUCUUGAGAAACUGCCUCGCAGGGAGGGCCCGAGAGGCGUCCUACCUCCAGCGUCAGCUCCAACAGCCCCUGCUGACCGUGUCCUUUCCCACCGAGGAGCGGGACCGUGCCGCUCAGCUACCUCACUUGAGAUUAUGAAGCGUCUUUACAUACCUCUUGAGAGACUGCUCUCUGCGCGACUCCACUCCCUUGAUUUGAAUGCAAACCCAGCACCGUCCUAUAGAUCAAAGUGGGAGUUUAGUUUAGAGUAAGGAUUUGGGGUUAAAAUAAUCCUGGUGAGAGUAAUAAUUCCAGAUCAUGCUUUUCAGGCAGGGAAUGGUGAACCUGUGGCUGAGCACCAUCCUGGAGAAGGAGCUUUGUCUGUGGGGUGUCUCCCAGCGUGUGGGGUGACGGGGAGCUCACAGUGCGCUGCUGGGAGGGGCAGCAGCUGCCUGGGCUAAGGCAUCUCGUGGGCUUGUCGUCAGCAUCAGCCGGAGCACUUCACCCAUACGAGGAGUCUAGGAUGAAAAGAACCGAGAAGCUGCGAAGAGGCCCGAUACAAAGCCACCAUCAGAAAAGUCCCCACAUUAUCUGCUGUGCAGGUGCAGGACGGGCGGCAGGUGUCUCUCUCCAGGUCACACGCGGGCAGCCCGCUGGGGACCGAGCCUGGGGCUCCCUGUCCCAGCGCCAGCGGACGCGGCCUUGGUUGGGCAUGGCUUUGCAUUGCAGAGGGUGAAUGACACAGACAGGGUGGAUAUACCCCAAAAAAUUAAAAGAUGCUUUUGAGGUGAUGAGAAGAGUCAGUAGCAGAGGUGGCACCCAGCUGGGCAGUUGCUGAUGGGAGCGCUUCACAUUGUCACUGAUCAAUGAAUGAAACCACCCCACAGCCCCUGGCUGGAGCCGCACCGUUAAAUCAUGGGUGUGCUAAAUGGGAAUAGUGACCCGUUUUCUGCAUGGAGUGCUGGGAAAGACCCGCUGUCCCGGUGCCGUCACUGGCUGUGCCCUGCCUGCCCGCUCCGCCUGUGAGCCGACCCCGCGCUCUCCCUCCUCCCUCUGCUCUCCAGACACACAUAUUGCUAUUUUUAGCAGUCGCUCCCCGAACCGAGAUGUAUCUCUGCCUUUUCUUAGCACAGAUACCGCAGCCUCCUCUCUUCCGAGGACACCGAGCACCUCACAAGAGGCCCUCUGGCUGCAGGGGUGCGCAGAGGUGCCGAGGGGUGGCUGUGCAGACGCUCAGCACCCAUCAUUCAACCAAACCAAGCGUUAAGAGCAGGAGCCAGGCUUUUUGCCUGGGGUGUUAUGGCACUGCAGGUGGCACUGGCGCCAGCGUGAGCCCUGCAGUGGGGAAAGAGGUUGCUGCUCGCAGAGGCGCCCCGCCGAGGGGCAGAGGGUCCUGUCCCCGCUUUCCGCCUGUGCCGUCGUUACUGGCGGCUGCUGCACAGCUGCCAUCGGCGCAUGACAGCAUGGCAGUCGUGGCAUUUGCUUUGUCCCUCGGUCAUUUCCGCUUAGCCACUUUAAUUAGCAGUUUUCCUGCGACGGGAGAGAGUCAUCAAUACAUCUGAGGUGCCCUUGCAUCCUCCCAGGAUGGGGUUUGCCCGCAUGGGAUAGCUGCAGGUGCAGAUGGUCGGGGCAGGGUUUAUGCACAAGGGUCGAGUAAUAACUGAAAAGCCACGUGAGGAGCGAAGCUCACACCUUCGCUUCCUCCCCCCCGCUAUGCAACACCCCCCACCCAGCACAAAGAUGUGCAAUAUUUGCAAAACGCUGCAAACAAACAAAUCCUAACCCAGGCAGACGGUGAAGAGAGAGGACAGAGUUUCCAAUGUAGAUUGGUGUUUCUGGGAGGGUCAGUCACUGCCUGGCCAGGGGCACCACUACUUGGCCCUUCCCACCCCGCAGCUCCGGAUGCUGCUCGCCUGCCCCAGGCAUCCCGGCACACGAGGGAAUCAC
Messenger RNA from Cuculus canorus (common cuckoo), 3985 nucleotides. RefSeq names its product opsin-5-like. Gene Ontology annotation, biological process: G protein-coupled receptor signaling pathway. Bases 470 to 1732 code for a protein of 420 amino acids. Gene Ontology annotation, molecular function: G protein-coupled receptor activity. Gene Ontology annotation, cellular component: membrane. The transcript is spliced from 6 exons. Lineage: Eukaryota; Metazoa; Chordata; Aves; Cuculiformes; Cuculidae. The record is from RefSeq and is a predicted model, not a curated record.